CAUGGAGUGCAUCGAUUCCCUUGUAGCUCAUGGGGGCAACAUUGACUAUAACAUCAUCCACCUGGGCACUCCUCUCUAUGUGGCUUGUCAAAAUCAGCAGAUAGCUUGUGCUAAGAAGCUUCUGGAGUCAGGAGCUAGCGUGAAUCAAGGCAAAGGUCUGGAUUCCCCUCUUCAUGCAGUUGCCAGGAUGUCCAGUGGGGAGCUGGCCAACCUGCUCAUGGAUUUCGGAGCAGACACCCAGGCCAAGAAUGCCGAAGGCAAAUGUCCUGUGGAGGUGGUGCCUCCAGAGAGCCCACUGAUCCAGAUCUUCUUAGAAAGAGAAGGACCCCCCUCUUUGAUGCAAUUGUGUCGCCUGAGGAUCCGGAAAUGCUUUGGAAUCCAGCAGCAUCAUAAGAUCAACGGACUUGUCAUCCCGGAGAGACUGAAGCGGUUCCUCCUACACCUUUAA
Messenger RNA from Castor canadensis (American beaver), 448 nucleotides. The record is from RefSeq and is a predicted model, not a curated record. Lineage: Eukaryota; Metazoa; Chordata; Mammalia; Rodentia; Castoridae.